AGCAGUGUGGUGAGCCGAGUGAUGGGCAGCACAAACGACUUGACAACAACAGCACCAGACGGUGGGUACGACAACUACAAUCCCUAUGAAGAACUCUAUCAACCAAGCCACAAUGACGACGGUGAUUCCAACGUACCGUAUGACCCUGCGCAUCCUUAUCAGCUGUACGCCAGCAACUUCCCCAACAUCAAAAACAUAAAAAACGCUAAGAUACCGGGGUCAGAGAGCGGCAAGCCGAUUUUCAGUGAAAUAAACUCGGAUGAAAGCGUAACCUCAGAUGACAUAAACAGUGGCCAUCGCGACGAAGAAAAACCAGAGCCCCAACCUGUGACUGAAGUCUACGGGGACAUGCUGCCACAUUUCGACUCAAGUAAUUUUAUUUCUUCUAACACGGAAAAGAGCACCACCGAUAAGAAGAGCGUUCUUGCGAAGAAUAAAUACUUCAAAAGGAAGCUUAAGUUAACUGAAAACGAUGAAAAACGACUCUUGGAUGAACUGAUGUGGGGCUACGAUCGUAAUGUUAGACCUGUGCUGAACGCCUCGCACGCCGUGGUCAUACAGCUCGGCAUCACACUCACUCAGAUCUUUGAUAUGGAUGAAAAGAACCAAGUACUCACCACCAACGUCUGGCUCGACCAGGAAUGGGUUGACCAACUGCUGUCCUGGGAUCCUGCGGACUACAACGGGCUGGAGACCGUCCGUCUUCCGUGCGAGCGGAUUUGGCUACCAGAUAUCGUUCUCUACAACAACGCGGACGACUACACGCGCGGCUACAUGAACAGCAAGGCGAUGGUGAGUCACAACGGUAAGGUCUUCUGGCCUCCACCCACCAAGUUCCGCUCCACCUGCCCUGUCGACGUCACGUACUUCCCCUUCGAUGAUCAGACCUGCAUUCUCAAGCUCGGGUCAUGGAUCUACGAUGGAUUCCAGGUUGAUGUCACCAACCGCACCGCUGACGUCGACCUCACAAACUACAUCUCUAACGGCGAGUGGGAGCUGCUCGAGGCUAGGAUCAUCAGAAAUGUUAUCUACUACUCCUGCUGUCCUGAACCCUUCCCUGAUGUCACCAUCACCAUCACCAUCAGACGCAAGACGCUGUACUACAUGUACAACGUUGUGCUGCCGUGCAUGAUGAUGUCGGUGCUGACGCUGCUGGUGUUCUGCCUGCCCCCGGACUCUGGCGAGAAGAUUGCCUUGGGCGUCACGGUGCUGCUCGCCUUCAGCGUCUUCAUGCUCGCCAUUGCCGAAAAAAUGCCAGAGACCUCAGAGUCUAUCCCACUCAUUGGGAUCUACCUGACUGCCGUUAUGACCAUCACUUCCAUCUCCAUCAUCAUGACGGUGAUUGUGUUGAACUGCCACUACCGUGGCCCCAUUCAGAAGGAAGUCUCGCCCUGGAUGAGGAGAAUAUUCCUGGAUUCUGGCCUGGUCGAGAAGUGCCGCAGCUUUACCAGAAACAGCCAUACCAGCUCCAACAACAACCAGAGCUCCACUAAAGAGACUCUGACGUCACCCAACGACUCUCACUCUUUCUUCGGCUUGAAGUGGAGGAACAGGUCCUUGGCCAAACCCAAAGAACCCGAUGAGAAUAAUGCGAGCGGCCGACACAGCAACUCGAACAACGUGGCUCCGCCUAAAGUAAUGACUUCUUCCUUCCUGGGAGACUUCACCAACAACAUCGCUAAAGACCAUACUCUCAAAGCCGACACAAUCCACCUGACGGUGGAAGGCGUCCACGAAGACGGACGCACCGACGGCUUCGUGGCGGUUGACGCGUCUAGUGUGGAAGACCUAAACUAUGGAUGGCGCGAGUACAACGAUUCCAACUCCUUCCGCAGAACCAACUCCAUCAGCCACAGCCCCGUCGUGGCGGGAGGUUGUCGCCUACAGGAGGAGAUCCUCAUGGCGCUAAGGGCGUUGCUGAGCCGACAGCUGCGUCAGGACACGGACCUGAAGCGUCUCAACGAGUGGAGGACAGUGGCCAUCGCAGUGGACAGAAUCCUCUUCUGGGUCUUCUUCGUGGUCACCACCGUGAGCUCGGUCGUAUUCCUGCUCGUCUUGCCCCUCGUCAAGAGAGCAGAGUACGUUAGAAGUACUUGAGGUCUUACUUGCUCUUCGAUAUUCUUAUGUACAGAACGGGAAAUUUUCUAGCUCUCCUGCUGGUUGAUGUGAUCAACUGUUGAAGAGGAGUUUUUGAAGGAUGAAAUGUUAACCUUGUAUAUAUUUAAUUGCCCAGCGAAUUUUUUUCUGAAAAAGUGGCAUUUUAAAGUGCUUUGAAAGUGAAGAAAUGGUUUUUGAAAUUUUAUACGGUUGAGAAAACUGAAGGCGAUUUAUCCGCGAAGGAACUUGUUAUUGUUGAGGUGAAUGUUUGAAGUUUGUCGAAGCUUUUAGUCCUGAGCUGAGGUGCGGGAGGGAAAAUGAGAUCAUUUAAAUAAGAAGUACAGCUUUUUCCGCCGAUUAGUUUUGCUGCUGUCAGAUGGCAUUUUUAAGCAACUGAAGGGAGAUAAAAACUGUUCGUAUAGUGGUCUCUUUUAAUGCUGAAUGCUUCACCAUUGUCCAUUUAUUUAAUCAUUACUGAAGAAUAAAUAAAAUGAUUAUUAAUGUACAAUAAAUAUGCAUAGGAUGGGACAGCUCUUGUUGAAAUAAGUCAAGUUUAAAUGGAAAAGAAAUGUUCAUUUACUACAGAUUUUCAAAGUUCCUAGCAACAUUUACUUCAAUCGAUUCUUGUUCAGAAAAGAGAUCGCGGAAAACCGUGAAUUUAGUAUUAGAUUAGAUUUUCUCCGAGACAAAUAAUUAUCAGUAUAAAUAAACUGGCGUGCUUCCAGGGAACGACAUUGACCGCUUGCUGUGCACCCGCAUAUUCCAAAGCUCACCGUUUAAGA
Hyalella azteca is the source of this 2879-nucleotide messenger RNA. Its product is annotated as neuronal acetylcholine receptor subunit alpha-5-like. The record is from RefSeq and is a predicted model, not a curated record. The coding region runs from base 22 to 2097 and encodes 691 amino acids. The transcript is spliced from 10 exons. NCBI's taxonomy places the organism in Eukaryota, Metazoa, Arthropoda, Malacostraca, Amphipoda, Hyalellidae. Gene Ontology annotation, biological process: chemical synaptic transmission; nervous system process; signal transduction. Gene Ontology annotation, molecular function: transmembrane signaling receptor activity; acetylcholine-gated monoatomic cation-selective channel activity. Gene Ontology annotation, cellular component: postsynaptic membrane; neuron projection; synapse.